CUGAGUUCAUGUGAGGGAGGCUAUACGAAAGCAUGUCGCCAGUUGAGGAUUCCAUGUCGAUGUUUGCAUCGGCAUGGAAGUUUCUUAACCGCUUUUGAUCGGUUUGUUCGUGGUGAGGGAGUGGCGUUGGAGCUGUGGCACCUCAAAUAGAAGGACUGGGGCCGCAUGUUGACGUGGUUUAGGGUGUUUUUGGCUCCCCUAACUGUCAUGUUGAGCUUUUCUUGAUGUUUUGAUGCUUAUCGUCUCAGAUAUUUGGCUCUGCGGUGUGCGUUGAUGUCAUAGUAAGUUCUGCAACAUGGAUUGUGAGUUUUACGUUUCGACGCGAAUGAAAUGAGUGGCAAGCGUUUGGACUGAGUAUGAGUCUAGCAGAGUGUCAGAGGUGAGUGGCGCAUUAUGGGGCCAUGAGAAUCUUUUUAUAGAUGAUCCCGGACGUUAAACGAAUCCCAAGGGUUCGUAUCAACUUGAUUCCUGCCCACUGGUACUUCGGGCCGAAGUCGUGCUAAACAAGCAUGGCACGAUCAAUAGAUCCGCUUGUGGUAGGGAAGGUGAUAGGAGACGUUAUUGAUACGUUCGUACCAAGUGUGGAUAUGGCCAUUCACUAUUCGACCAGACAGGUGACUAAUGGAUGCCAGAUGAUGCCCUCCGCUACAGCUCAGGCGCCAGAAAUUCAUUUAUCUGAUAAGAGUGGAGGGAACAAUCUUUACACACUGAUUAUGAUCGAUCCAGAUGCACCGAGUCCCAGUGAACCAACUUUGCGAGAAUGGCUGCACUGGAUUGUGACUGAUAUACCUGGAAAUAGUGGUGGCUCUGAGAUGACAAGUGGAUUUCCACGGCUGAACGAACUAAUAGCCCCUUCAAAGAGUUGUGGUAGAGAAUUGGUGCCAUAUAUGGGUCCACGCCCCCCUGUAGGUAUACAUAGAUACAUUUUUGUAUUAUUCAAGCAACCCUUAACACCUUUUCACAUCACUCCACCCACAGUGCGCAGCAACUUCAACACACGUUACUUUGCUGCACAGUGUGGAUUAGGUCUACCAGUGGCAGCCACGUACUUAAAUGCCCAGAAAGAACCUGGUAGUCGUCGUCGCUAAAUAGUGAAGUUUGUCAGCUCCGGUUUACACGAAACAUAUGAAACUCUAAGUAAGGUGGCCGCACCUAUUAAUGGUGGAAUUCAUUCCCCGAACACUUCGUAGUAAUUAGAGUUUUAGUCUAGAGUAGAUGCUGGGUUCCACAUCCGAAGGCUACAACAGUUGCGCCUACCUUAUUUCCAGGUAAUUAAUUUUGUACAAUAUGUGCAGCAUUGUUCAUAUCAUUGUAUGUUCCUGCCCUCAAAAUAUUUUCAAAGCAAGAACUUUUACAGUC
Messenger RNA from Physcomitrium patens, 1359 nucleotides. RefSeq names its product protein MOTHER of FT and TFL1. The record is from RefSeq and is a predicted model, not a curated record. NCBI's taxonomy places the organism in Eukaryota, Viridiplantae, Streptophyta, Bryopsida, Funariales, Funariaceae.